UCAGUGAGUAGCAUGACUGUAUAUAAGCAAACUGCUCCGCUGAAUGUUCAGAUUCUCUCUACCCAGUAAACUUGGAAUCCUUCCUACCUGCUAAAACUAUGUCUGGACGUGGUAAAACCGGCGGUAAGGCCAGAGCAAAGGCUAAGACUCGCUCUUCUCGGGCAGGGUUGCAGUUUCCAGUCGGACGUGUGCACAGGCUGCUGCGUAAAGGAAACUAUGCCCAGCGUGUCGGUGCCGGCGCACCCGUCUAUCUGGCGGCUGUGCUCGAGUACCUGACCGCUGAGAUUCUCGAGUUGGCCGGCAACGCUGCUCGCGACAACAAGAAGACCAGGAUCAUCCCCCGCCAUCUGCAGCUGGCUGUCCGCAAUGACGAAGAGCUGAACAAACUCUUGGGCGGGGUGACCAUCGCCCAGGGCGGCGUCUUGCCUAACAUCCAGGCAGUUUUGUUGCCCAAGAAAACCGAGAAGGCAGCUAAAGCCAAGUAAAGACUGACGGUAACUUCAAUGCCCAAAAAGGCUCUUUUAAGAGCCACACACUUAAUCAGUGAAGAGUACAUUCUUUGAAAAAUCUAUCAAGUCAUAAUAUGAAAGGUUUGGGGAUAGCGAAAUUGGGUUAAGUCUUCAAUAUUUGCUAGUCAAAAUUCUUAUCAGUCCUGGUCCACAUAAUUUAAAUAUAUAGCUUAUCAAGGUUUAUACAGAAAGUCACACUUCAGCUUUUACUAAAAAUUAAGUAAUAAUAAUAAUUGUGUUCAAGUAUGUAACACUUGGUAUCAGGGUAACUGGAACACGUGAAACGCCUAUCGAUACUGAAACGUCUAAUAAACCCUGUGAAACUGCUUUAAA
Messenger RNA from Syngnathus acus (greater pipefish), 842 nucleotides. Its product is annotated as histone H2A. The transcript has a single exon. The record is from RefSeq and is a predicted model, not a curated record. Lineage: Eukaryota; Metazoa; Chordata; Actinopteri; Syngnathiformes; Syngnathidae. Gene Ontology annotation, cellular component: nucleosome. Bases 99 to 485 code for a protein of 128 amino acids. Gene Ontology annotation, molecular function: protein heterodimerization activity; structural constituent of chromatin; DNA binding.